Symbiodinium sp. CCMP2592 is the source of this 441-nucleotide messenger RNA. Lineage: Eukaryota; Dinophyceae; Suessiales; Symbiodiniaceae. The record is from the annotation of a GenBank genome assembly.
AUGAUUUUGCGCGUCGCUUUGGAAAUGGCCUCCAGAAAAGCAGCAGGCAUGACUAAAUCGACAUUCGGCGGCUUUGGACCGCGAGGCGCAGGAGCUCCGCUGCGACCCGGCCGCCAUCCGGGUGCAUCGUGGCGCCAUCCAAGGGCCCGCAAAGCGGCCAAGCGCACGGAGAACCUCCGGCGCAAACGCCUGAGAGCCGAGCUGAAAGCCGGCGCUGGUAACGGCGACGCAGAGGACCUGGCGGCUCUGAAGCAACAACUGGCGAAGUUGUGGGAUCGGGAGCCAGACGAGCAGGCAGGUGAGACCGGGCCGAAGCUUCAGCCGUGUGAGCAAGACGACGAGGUAAAUGCCGAGGACAGAACGCAUAAACUUCACAGUGGGUGCUGCCCCGUCCCGGAGGAGACAGGCAAAAACAUGCCAGAGGCAAGGCUGUACCUGUAG